UGUCCGGCCAUAAGUGCCAGCGUUUGUCUCUCUGAAUCUCACUCUCUACGUGGGGCGCCAUUAAUUUACUUCUCCUUCCUUCAGUCAAACCUGCACCCUCCAAAACCGCCGCAGCUGUCGCCGGCGACCGUCCUCCGCCGCGAUGCAUCCUUCUCUGCUCCUCCUCCUCCUCAUCCUACUUCCGCUCUCCGCCGCUUCAUCGCUACCGCACCACCAUUCCGAUUUCACCAAAAGUCGCCUCCGCCGGUCCUCCGAACCGCCGCGAGAAUACGUCGAGAUCGCGCGUCCUCUAUCCACCGACUCCCUCACUCCGUCAUGCACGCUGCAGAUCCUCUCGCACAGCUUCGGAAACUGUUCCGCCUACCGCGCUCCGACCAAUACUACCUAUUCGCAUCCUCUGAAUUGCAGGUGGUCACGCGCCGUGUUGCAUCUCUCCGCCGCGGCGAACGGAUCUCAGCGCGACCGAAUCGCCGCCGUUUGGCUCUCCGGCGCGGAGAUUCUCCGCACCAGUCCCCCGGAGUCGACUUCUAACGAAGCAGUCUGGAAUGUUCGGAAGGAUGUUACGAGAUACUCCUCUCUCCUCCGGAAAUCGAAUCUCACUCUGUCGGUUAUGCUGGAGAACGUCGUUAAUGGCGUGUACCAUCUGAAUCUCACCGUUCUGUUCUACGACGUUGCUACCAACGAAACCGCCGUCUCCGUUAACUCUCCGUUAUCUCUGUUUUCGCCAAAUCGGAAGGCAAUGAUUAGGGAAUUAGGAGAGCUCCAGCCUGUAUCAAUCCCAGAGAAUUACUCUUUGGAAAUGGAUGAAAAUCCUGCCGAUUUGAUUAUCCCCAUAUCUGCAAGCGGAGAGGAAGGAUUUUGGUUCAAAAUCCAGAGCCAACACGACGCCAUCUACCAUGGAAUCAAAAUUCCACCAAACACGUACAGAGCUGUAAUUGAGGUAUAUGCUUCAUUCCAUGGAUACGAUGAGUUCUGGUACUCGAACCUCCCUGAUUCCUACAUACAGUUGAAUCAUUUGCCUACAAAAAGAGGCAACGGAGCGUAUCGAGAAGUCGUAGUAAGAAUUGAUAACAAUGUUGCUGGAUCAUUGAUUCCAUUUCCUGUAAUCUACGCAGGAGGAAUCAAUCCAUUGUUCUGGGAACCUCUGGUUUCAAUUGGGGCUUUUGAUAUUCCUUCUUAUGAAAUCGAAUUGACUCCAUUUCUAGGCACAUUGCUUGAUGAGAAAGUGCACUAUUUAGGGCUUGGGGUCUCUGAUGCUCUAUCAUUCUGGCUAGUCGAUGCAAAUCUGCAUUUAUGGUUAGAUACUAAAGUGGACAAGGUUCAGGCUGGGGUAAUUAGCCCCGGCGAUCCGAGCAAAUCUGAGAUCGAGCGCGAGUCUAAGUUCCAGCAGCUGGAUGGGAAGUUUGAGGUUGAGGGGACGAGGAAAAUCGAGGUCUCAGGGUGGGUGAAUUCGAGUGCUGGAAAUAUCACCACCAUUGUUACCAGCAAGGUGAAGCUCGAGAAUGAGAUAAAGCUGAAGAGCAAUGGAACAGUAAAGGACAUCGACCAUGAAGUAAAGAUGACUAGUAAAGUGACCCUAAAGUCUGAUGCAGGGCAGAUCAUUUCCUACGUCGAAGUGGAGAAGAAGUACCCUCUCGAAAUGACAAUAACCAGCCUGCCCGGAUCAGGAUCAGAUGACUACUUGAUGAUCACAAAGCUGGAGAAUUCAAUGGAGGAGGAGAGGAAGAAUGGCACGUUUAAGAGCAGUCUAACCAACACUCAGAAAUCGAACGGGUGGAUGUUUGUGGAGGAUUGUAAUGUGAUAUCUGGUGCAUCGAGCACGCAUCAAACGUAUGAAAUCAAGGAUAGUUUUGGUUGCUAUAGCCGUGAUGUUCUUGCUGAAGAUGGCUCGAUCAAGAGCGACACCGAGUAUCUUGUCUGUGCAGUUGUUGCUGCUUCAUGAGAUGAGAAUGGAGCUUAAGUUUGGUAAUGAUCUCUUCCCUUCUUCAGCUCUUUUUCUUUUUAUGAACAUUUGAAUGCCUUUUUUUGUUGUGUGUUUGGUUUUAGGAGUAAUGGUUUGGUGUUGUUUGUGUGGGAAAGAUUUUGUGGAAUCACUGCUUGGUUCUUGAAUGUUUUAGAUAAAAAGUUGGCUCUUUUUAUGCCUGUUUAGUAUAUAAUCUUUGGUAAGUUUAAUAAGAUAGGUUGGAUCAAAUCUUAGAGGUUGCUUUAUUCUAUAGUGAAAGAGAAACUUCUUCAACUUUUAGUUUAUGAGCUUAUUGUGAAAUACUGUGCUAAUAAGAUGUUAUAAUAUUUUAUACGACACAUUGUAACA
Andrographis paniculata is the source of this 2311-nucleotide messenger RNA. Its product is annotated as peptide-N4-(N-acetyl-beta-glucosaminyl)asparagine amidase A-like. The record is from RefSeq and is a predicted model, not a curated record. The transcript has a single exon. Bases 143 to 1942 code for a protein of 599 amino acids. Gene Ontology annotation, cellular component: vacuole. NCBI's taxonomy places the organism in Eukaryota, Viridiplantae, Streptophyta, Magnoliopsida, Lamiales, Acanthaceae.